Messenger RNA from Cucurbita maxima (winter squash), 1942 nucleotides. Its product is annotated as 3-hydroxyisobutyryl-CoA hydrolase-like protein 1, mitochondrial. The record is from RefSeq and is a predicted model, not a curated record. Gene Ontology annotation, molecular function: 3-hydroxyisobutyryl-CoA hydrolase activity. The coding region runs from base 283 to 1506 and encodes 407 amino acids. The transcript has 14 exons. Gene Ontology annotation, biological process: L-valine catabolic process. Lineage: Eukaryota; Viridiplantae; Streptophyta; Magnoliopsida; Cucurbitales; Cucurbitaceae.
GCGGUAUUUUUGGCCUGAUUCUUCUCAAUGAAGUUGCAGGAGGUAACAGCAAUGGCGUCGAGUAAUGAAUAACCAAAUCCUCGUGCUGUAGCUUCCGAUCAAUACGACUAUGUUGAGGCCAAGAUUCUUCUGCACAAGCUUUAUCUCCCGCCUUUUUCUUCUAAAAAUUGUCGAUUGCGACUUGCAGAAAAGAUCGGAAACCAACCUAUUCUUGCAGAAUCAUUUAUAACUUGGGGAAUUUUCGCAGCAGAAGGUAGGUAGAAGAAGAAGAAUUUGUUGAAGAUGAUGAUUCAGAGCUUGAAGGUUGCGUUAUUUACUAGGCGAAGCCUUCAGAGUGUUCGUCUCCUCACUCAGAAGAGAAGCCAAUGCUCUCUUCCCGACCAUUCAUCUGACGAUGAUCUCGAUCAACAAGUGCUUGUUGAAGGCAGCGCUUGGUCCAGAACCGCUAUUCUCAACAGACCGUCGGCUCUCAAUGCUCUCAAUACCAAUAUGGGGGCUAGACUGCUUAAAUUGUACAAUUCUUGGGAAGAAAACCCUGAUGUUGGUUUUGUAGUCAUGAAGGGUAGUGGCAGGGCAUUUUGUGCUGGUGGAGAUAUCGUUUCGCUUUAUCGUUUCAUCAAUGAAGGGAAGAUGGAAGAAUGUAAAAAGUUUUUCAGCACAUUGUAUACUUUUAUGUACAUAGUUGGUACAUACCUGAAGCCCCAUGUGGCAAUUCUAAAUGGCAUUACCAUGGGUGGUGGCGCUGGAGUUUCACUCCCUGGGACUUUUCGAGUUGCAACUGAUAAAACUGUUUUUGCUUUCCCUGAAGCGCUAAUUGGUUUCCACCCUGAUGCCGGUGCAUCCUUCCACCUCUCCCAUCUGCCUGGUCGCUUGGGAGAGUACUUAGCACUAACAGGAGAAAAGCUCAAAGGAGAAGAAAUGGUUGCUUGUGGGGUUGCAACGCACUAUUUUCAUAGUUCAAGGCUUUCGCUAAUUGAAGAGCACCUACGGAGUUUGGUUACGGAUGAUGCGUCCGUUAUUGAAUCUUCAUUAGAGAAAUAUGGUGAUCUUGUUUAUCCAGAUAAAACGAGUGUACUUCACAGGAUUGAAACACUUGAUAAAUGUUUCAGCCAUGACACUGUUGAAGAAAUCAUUGAUUCAUUGGAAACUGAGUCAGCUGGUACAAAUGAUCCAUGGUAUACCUCCACUCUAAAACGAUUGAAAGAAGCGUCACCAUUGAGCAUGAAGGUCGCUUUGAAAUCUAUACGAGAAGGAAGAUACCAAACAUUCGAUCAGUGCUUGACUCGUGAAUAUAGAAUGUCCCUACAAGGGACAUCCAUGCAGAUCUCGGGUGAUUUUCGUGAGGGUGUUCGGGCACGGAUGGUGGACAAAGACUCAUUACCAAAGUGGAAUCCUCCUACCUUAGAGCAAGUAUCUGAAGAUAUGGUGAACCAGUAUUUCUCUCCACUUAGUGAUUUUGAGCCUGAACUUGAUCUACCCACCAAACUACGAGAAGCCUUCCCUUGAUUUGGCCACAUUUUCCUCUUGGAACUAUUGAUAAGCUCAAAGUAUUUUUAGGUCCCUGAAUUUUCAAUAUUUGGAUUCAGGUAUUGGAGACUCUUACAGGGUUCACCCAAAUUUGCUUGCCCAGUGUUAUUGAUAUUGGCAUCUCUGCUUGACAUGUGUGAAUUUAUGUUCGAGUUAUCUCGAUCAACAUUCAUUCUUGUUAAAUAAAUUAAAAUGCCUUCCCCUUUUGUCUUCUUAGAUAGACGAGCCAUUAGAAUUUGGAUUUGAAGUUUCUUACUUUGAAAGUACCUUUCAAGGGUUACUUGAAGAAUGUUCUUGGCCUCUUUGUUUGUUUCUCAAGUAUGUGCCUAAAUUCUUAGGUGGGGUACUGUUAAAGGCGACGUUGAGACCUCUUGCAUUAUAGUUACGACUAUUAUACCUUCUUCAUUCAUUUACU